CGGAUCAGGGCGCUGCAGUCAAUAUAUUGUCACGGCCCAUGUGGACCUGCUGAGAGUUGUAGUCCGCUGAGGAUUUCCAUAAUACAAUGCAGGGAUUCAUCUGUAGGCCCCGCCCUGGUCUGCUGAGCAUUGUAGUCCCCCUCGUGACGCCACUUGUUCUCAGGAUACUAAUGUGUGAGAAGUUUCCUUCUGGACAGGACUUAACCCCUUCCCUUACAGGUGUAAUUGGGUUUUUACUCUUAUUUAACCCAUUCCAGGGAGAAGACAUGGAAAGGAGCUGGAGUCCCGGGAAAGGAGGUCGGGAUCCUGAGGUUUACGUCGGGAACCUUCCUUAUGAUGUGACGGAGGAUGAAAUUUUGAUGUUAUUUAAAGACUUUAACCCCAUACACGCCCAGAAGCUGAAGAAGGACCUGAGAUGUUUCGCCUUCGUCCAGAUGUCCUCGGAGGAGAACGCGUUUCGAGCCAUCGACAAACUCCACCUGACUGUGCUGAGGGGGCGCCAGCUGAAGGUCUCUGCCCCUGUGAAGAGUUUAGGUUUUGCUCAGCAGGUGACGCCCAACGGCUCAGGGGACCCCCAUGACACAGACCGUAUCGGCACUGAUCGUCUGUUCAUCAGUAAUCUGCCCUGCGAUGUCACUGAGGACGACCUCCGUGAACUAUUCCAAGACUUCAAGCUGGAAAGAAUAAAAAUAAUCUACAGAGAAAACUACAGCUUUGCCUUUGUGACGCUGUGCAGCGUGCAGGACGCUCGGAUGGUGAUCUACCAAAUGCACGGCGUAAUGUACAGGGAUCGGCGCAUUUCCUGCAAAGCCUUCAGCCCAAAAAAUAAAGAUUCAAGCAUCUCUGAAGAUUCUGAAGAAGUGUCGGUCAGCUCUAUUAAGUCUGAUCCACGCCACAGAGAGGCACCUGACAGCCCUUCUGGGCAAGAAGAGAACGAAAUGUACAUGGACUACCUCCAGAAAGAUGGCGCCAAGGUAACGCCCCAGAAUCCGACACCGCAACACCGUGACCUGUGGUCAUCAGGGGACAAAUUUAUCUUGAGGAGGCUUGGAGGAUGCGGAACAGCGUCUGUGCACCAGGAACCUCACGAGGACCUACGACCCGACAGUGUAGCAGUGGAUGCCGGUGAUGAUGCCGUCCGGGCCGGUGAGCCCCGUAAUGGUUCCGUGUAUAUAGGAUCUCAUCUGAACCAAUCAUCAGUGACCACAGACCCGAGACUGUCUGAGAGAGUGGCGGAUCCUUUACCUGAGCUGACCCCUGUCAGUGCCCCGGACCUUCAGGACAGUCAGACAGUAUUAGAAGAAGUCACCGCUGCCAGGAACCGGCUCCUAAUCCCGGUGGAGAUGAGGGGACCCUUCUUGGCUGAGAUGCUGAGGGGAUGUUUUGGGGACCUGAGUUGGCUUGAGGACCUUACAGAUACGCGCGGAGAACUGAGUCUCCUUGUGACCAGCACUUACCCGGACACUGACUACUUCUGGGCCACGCGCCUCACGCAGGAAACCUACCUCACCUUAUCCAACAUCUGCAUGAGCCUGGCGCAGGCGCAACCACAGCUGCCAUGUCUGAUGAAGGGUGACGUCCAGAGGGGGGCGCGGUGCAUGGGGUGCUGUGCCCUGACAGACGGAGAGCAAGGGACCUGGAGCAGGUGUUGGGUGGCUGACGUGGCGGCAGGCCUUGCCGUGGUCUUCUUUGUGGAUUACGGAGUGACGAACGUGGUCCCCAUCAGCACUCUGCGGCCCCUGGAUGAUGACCAGUACUGGAGCGUUCCCCCCAUGGCUCUACCGUUUCUUCUGCUAGAAGGAAGUGACGUGGAUGAGUUGGUGGGAACCGUCUUCAGGGGGCGGGUCUGUGGCACUUGCACUAGACAGCGACACAUCCUGAAGUUCUGUCCGUAUCCUAAGGACGACUGAUCCCGCACCCCUUGGACCUCCUUCUUGUUUUGCGCACAGUAUGUAGUUGCCCUCUGUAUUCGUUUCUUUUCAGGAUGACUGAUUGAAUGUUACGGUGAUACAUUUUAUUUUCUGGUUGUUACAUUGAUAUUUGAAUUUGUCCGGAUCCGUUCAUGUAAUAAAUUGACUUAGUGUUUCCGGCGUCUUCUGUUCU
Messenger RNA from Hyla sarda, 2103 nucleotides. RefSeq names its product tudor domain containing 10 (gene TDRD10). The transcript is spliced from 20 exons. Lineage: Eukaryota; Metazoa; Chordata; Amphibia; Anura; Hylidae. Gene Ontology annotation, cellular component: nucleus; ribonucleoprotein complex; cytoplasm. Bases 87 to 1910 code for a protein of 607 amino acids. Gene Ontology annotation, molecular function: mRNA binding. The record is from RefSeq and is a predicted model, not a curated record.